Molecule: messenger RNA, 2809 nt
Organism: Tricharina praecox
Lineage: Eukaryota; Fungi; Ascomycota; Pezizomycetes; Pezizales; Pyronemataceae
Product: muts domain V-domain-containing protein
Exons: 6
Coding region: 79-2763 (894 amino acids)
Biological process (GO): mismatch repair
Cellular component (GO): nucleus
Molecular function (GO): mismatched DNA binding; ATP-dependent DNA damage sensor activity; ATP binding
Source: RefSeq, a predicted model, not a curated record
GGGGGGGAGAGCAAAGAGGGGGGGGAAGGGGCGGAGGGAAAGCGCUACCCGCCCGUUGUCCAACAGGCGCUCGACAACAUGCAACGGCUCGGGCCGGAGAUAGUCCUUUUGACGCGGGUUGGGGGGUUCUACGAGCUGUAUUUCGACGCCGCGACGCAGUGGGCGGGGCGGCUAGGGCUGAAGCUGGGCGAGAAGCGGACUGUAGCCGGACCUGUUGCUAUGGCGGGGUUCCCGUGGUGGCGGCUCGAGCAGUUUCUUAAGGUCCUGGUUAAGGAGGAGGGGAGGUAUGUUGCUGUUUGUGAGGAAUAUCCGAAAGCCGGCGCGGUCGAGAAUGAGUUUGUGACCGGAGAGGCCAUGUUUGAGCGCCGCGUGCAGAGGAUUGUUACCCCGGGGACACUCAUCGAUGAGGAGUGGAUUGAGGCUGGGGAGAAUCACUUUUUGCUGGCGGUCGAGAAUAAGGGCGCGGGCGAGAUUGGCCUGGCUUGGACGGAUCUGGGAACGGGCGAGGUCUGGUGCAGUACGUGUGGAACGGAUGGGCUGGCGGCGGAGUUGGGGAGGAUCGGGCCGAGGGAGGUGGUCGUCAAGAGUGGCGAGACGGCGCUGGAGGGCGUGGAGGGUUCGGGCGCGUGGGUGCUGACGACCCAUGAUGCGUCCGAGGAGACGGAGAAGAAGGGGAGGCUCCAGACGUGGGAGGCGCUGGCGGUCGAGGGCGAGGAGGUCGAUAAGAAUGUGCUGAAGAAGUUGAGUCGGCUGGAACAUGCGGCGGCUGCGAGGCUGCUGGAUUAUGUCGAGUCGAGGCUGCCAGGCAUCGAUGUCAAAUUACAAACUCCCGUCAGGCGGAAGGCGAGCGAGGUUAUGGCGAUUGAUGUUAAUUCCAUGAGGGGGCUCGAGAUUAAGGCUACGCUGAGGGAUGGCUUUGCCAAGGGAAGUUUGCUGCACACGAUCAAUCGGACGGUCACUCGGGGUGGGAAGCGGUUGCUGGGGAACUGGUUGACAAAUCCAUCGACAGACAUCGACAUCAUUGAAGCGCGGCUCGACAUGGUGGAAGCCUUCCUCAAAGACGACAUCCUGCGCGAGGACAUUCCCAUCCUGCUGAAGCGCACGUACGACUCGCAACGGAUCGUGCAGAAGUUCUCACUCGGCCGAGCCGACGCCGACGAUCUCGUGGCGCUGGCACGCACCAUCGAGGCCACCACCGACAUCCUGCGCCGCAUGGAACGUGCCGACGACAAAAAGACGUUUGCGCCGAUCCUGAAGCGCUUGGAUGUCCCCACAGCGCUGGCGAAGACGAUUCUCGACUCGAUUGAUGAGGAGGGGUUUAGGAGACAGCAGGCCGAGGUUGCGGACGUCGCUGCAGCGCUGUCCCAGACAGCUGAGACGGAGGAGAUGCCGGAGAGUACGAGGGUUGUUGAGGAGUUGCUGGCUGAGGUUGUCGAGGCUGGUGCUACAAAGGCGAAGAAGGGGAGAAAGAAGAGGAUUGCGAGGGGGAUUGAGAAUUCUAUCAAGAGCGCUACACUCGUAGACGUCGAGGGGGACGAGGCGUGGGUUAUGAAGAAAACCGCGAGUCCACUACUUCGGGAAACACACGCACGACUAGAGGGCCUGCGAGAAGCAAAAGGCCACCUCGAAGUGCAUCUUCGAAACAAACUGAAUGUCCAGAGUCUUACGCUCAAGUGGAGCCCGCAGCUGGGACACUUCUGCCACAUCAAGGGCAAGGAUGUAAAUGUACCCGACGUGAUUAGCGUUUCCUCGUCGAGAACCACGAGGUCGUUCUUACACCCUGAAUGGACAAAACUCGGUGAAACGAUAAGCAACACCCGGCUACGUAUCCGCGCCGAGGAGAAAGUCGUCUUCCAGAACAUUCUACGGAUGGUAUCGGGCCACAUCUCGCAGCUCCGUCGCAACGCCGCAGUACUAGACGAACUCGACGUUGCAUCAUCCUUCGCACUCCUCGCUCGCGAACAGAACCUUACCAGGCCAACCCUCACGCGGGACCAGAAACAUAAGAUCGUAGGCGGCAGGCAUUUCACCGUUGAAGCUGGUCUCCAAGAGCAAGGGAGGCAGUUUGUUAGUAACGAUUGCUUUGUGGGAGAUGUUGAGCGGCUUUGGCUAGUUACUGGCCCGAACAUGGCUGGAAAAUCCACCUUCCUCCGGCAAAACGCACUAAUCAGCAUCAUCGCGCAAACCGGCUCGUUCGUACCCGCCACACACGCGUCGCUCGGGAUCGUCGACAAGAUCUUCUCUCGCAUCGGCAGCGCCGACAACCUCUACGCCAGCCAGUCGACGUUCAUGGUAGAGAUGCUCGAGACGGCGAUGAUCCUGCGCAACGCCACUCCACGGUCCUUCGUGAUAAUGGACGAAGUCGGGCGGGGCACCGCGCCAAAAGACGGUGCUGCGGUCGCCUACGCGGUGCUGAAACACCUCGUCGAGAAGAACAAGUGCCGCGCGCUGUUCGCAACGCAUUUUGGCGAGCUCGGUGAGUGGGUCCGCGGCGAUAAGAAGGUCGCUACCUGGUGCACCGAUAUCAGCGUCGAUAAGGAUGGCAGCGCAUGGACGUUCGUCCACCGUCUGCGCAGGGGCGUCAGCACGGAGAGCCAUGCCCUGCGCGUCGCGAAGAUGGCGGGGAUGCCGGCCGAGGUGCUCGCUGUCGCGCAGGAUAUUUUGACUGCUGCUGCUGCUGAGGAUGUGGCUGUGGCUGUGGAGUCGCCGAAGAAGGCCGCACGGUUAGCUGCUGGUGCUGGUGCGAGGGCGGUGGCGGCGUAAACUGGUGGUUAACUAGGGAUGAUAGAUGUGUGAUGUGUACGAUAUG